AUGGACCCCACCACCGACAUCGACAUCGAUCCCUUCGACACGGUCCUCUCCCUCGAGGACCAAUACUACGCCGAAGGCCACGCUCUCGGUGUCGCCGACGGCUCGCGCGCCGGCCGCAUCGAGGGUCGCGUCUUCGGUCUCGAAAAAGGGUUCGAAAAGUUCGUCGCGAUGGGCGCUCUGCACGGCAAGGCCGCCGUCUGGGCCGCCAGGUUGCCGCCAUCAUCAUCUUCCACCACUCGCCACCCCGAGCCGCAAGAGUCUCAGGAUCAGGACCCGGAAAAGGCCGCUCCUGCUGCAAGUAAUGCUUUACCUCUGCUGUCGUCCGGCAGCAACCCCCGCUUGGCCAAGCACAUAACCACCCUGCACGCGUUGUCCGAGCCGGCGAGCCUGUCGACGCAGAACGACGAGGACGGCGUGGCCGACUUCGAUGACCGAUUCAAGCGCGCCCAGGCAAAGGCCAAGAUCGUCGAAAAGCUUGUGGGCGAGGGCCAGGACGUGAGCGAGCUGAGCAGUGCUGAUGUCGAUGCCGCGGCCGCCACCGUUACUGCUAGUGUGGCGGAAGGUUCUGCUAGACGCGCGACCAGUAGCAGCAACGCAGGGGCAGUGGCCAAGGGUCCGAAGCGGAUCGGGGUGAAGAUGGUGCAGAAGAAGGAAGGGCGGGGCGAGGAAAGAAGCAUGGAAGACUUUGGAGGCCCGAUGAAAGGGCUUCGAUCUUGA
Molecule: messenger RNA, 717 nt
Organism: Lasiodiplodia theobromae
Lineage: Eukaryota; Fungi; Ascomycota; Dothideomycetes; Botryosphaeriales; Botryosphaeriaceae
Exons: 1
Coding region: 1-717 (238 amino acids)
Source: RefSeq, a predicted model, not a curated record